Molecule: messenger RNA, 984 nt
Organism: Eimeria necatrix
Lineage: Eukaryota; Apicomplexa; Conoidasida; Eucoccidiorida; Eimeriidae
Exons: 5
Coding region: 1-984 (327 amino acids)
Biological process (GO): carbohydrate transport
Cellular component (GO): membrane
Molecular function (GO): sugar transmembrane transporter activity
Source: RefSeq, a predicted model, not a curated record
AUGGGGGCCCCCGGCAGCUGGAUGGCUUCUUAUGGGUCUGAGCCGCUGGACCCUCAAGCAGCAGAGGGCCGUUUGGCGGAAGCAGCAGCAGGCCCUGCUGCAGCAGCAGCAGGAGCGGCGCGGCACUGCUCGAGCGCAGCAGCAGCAGCAGCAGCAGCAGCAGCAGCAGCAGCAGCAGCAGGGAAGCGGCGCUGGAAAGCCCUGGCUGGCAGCGUGCGGCUGCUGGGGGCCCUCGUGACUUGGUUUUGUUUGCUGCUGUCAGUGGCUUCUUUGCUGCAGCUGAAGCCCGCGGGGGCCCUCCAAGUGCUGCAGGUUGCUGCUCCUGCUGCUGCUGUGCUGCUGUUUCUUUCUCCUGCUGCAGCAGCAAAAAGGGCCCUCAGAGACGCAGACACCACCAGCCUUCCUGCUGUGGUUUUUGCUGCUCAAGCUGUGUCUUGUGCUGUUGCUCUGGUCUACGGCAUGCAGAUCAGCAGCAACGCCAUUUUCAUCACAAACGCAAUGGGACUACUGACUGAGGUGUGCUGGCUGGCUGUGUGGGCCUCCUGCGUGCAGCAGCAAAGCGAGUCGCGCUGCGCAAGUCGCAGCGGGCGCGAGCGUCAGCAACUGUUUGAACCGCAGCAGCAGCAGCAGCAGCAGCGAGGGGAGCGGGGACAACAGCAGCAGCAGCAACUUGCCCACGGAAGCCGACCGCAACAGCAGCAACAGGUGGCGGUGCAGCAGCAGCAGCAGCAGCAGCAGCAGACUCCGGAGAAGGCGCUGGCCCCACAGGGAGCCCUGCUCUGCUGCUUCCCUCACAUUGGUCUUGUGCUGCAUUCGCUGUGCUUCAUGAUCCAGGCCAAGUCCCACGAGUGCCUCCCCGUGCCCCUCGUUCUCAUGGGGGUCUUGUGCAACGGCUGCUGGGCGCUGCUGGGGUACAUUUCGGGGCUGAGUGCAGUUUGCUGCGUCGGCGUUGUGGAAGAAUUUGAGCAGUUUGCGUUUGUUUGA